This is a messenger RNA of Orbilia oligospora ATCC 24927, 1683 nucleotides long. RefSeq lists its product as uncharacterized. Bases 1 to 1683 code for a protein of 560 amino acids. The transcript has 3 exons. Lineage: Eukaryota; Fungi; Ascomycota; Orbiliomycetes; Orbiliales; Orbiliaceae. The record is from RefSeq and is a predicted model, not a curated record.
AUGACAAGCUCUAUAGCACCUAGACCUACCCCGACGGUCUAUUCAACCGGCCAGACACCCGAAGAUAUCGCAGGCCUAGUAGACCUCGCCGUUCUAUCCGGUGCACCUCUCAAUAAAUUGGCCCUCCCGCCAGUUCUAAGCGACCCAAAUUAUAUACCGUCAAGGUAUAACCAAGACUUACUCAAUGGCUUUGCGGCAGCGACUGCCAUCAUUGCAACAGCAAUGGUUUCAAUUAGAAUGUGUAUUCGGACGAAGCAAUGUCGAGGAAGGUAUAGCAUGGAUGAUUAUUGUUUGGCUAUUGGGUAUCUUAUGAUGGUCGCACAGUGGACGAUAGUCUUUGUGGGGGUCAAUAGAUUUCAGUGGGGUUAUCAUACCUACGAUAUGAAACUCUACUCGCUCAUCAUAGAUUAUAAAUUCCUUUAUGUCUACGAAAUGCUAUUCACUAGUACCCUCGUCAUGGUUCGACUAUCACUAUUGUUUUUCUUGGGAAGGUUGUUCAGAGAAGCUUCAAGGUCAUUUGUCUACCUGAAUAAUACAUUAAUAGUGUGUAAUGUGGUAUUUGGUAUCGCGUCGGUAUUUGCAUAUACAUUCCAAUGUCGCGAUGUUAGGGCCGCUUGGGAUAUUUAUGUGAAAUUCAAGACGGGCUGUAAGCCGUUGUAUAUUUAUUACGUUAUUAGUGCAUUUCAGUUGGCAUUGGACUUCGCGUCGGUGCUGGUGCCAGUUAAGUUGGUGAGGGCUUUAAAUGGGUUAACGUUUAAGAAAAAAGUGGAGGUUUUGGCGAUGUUCUCGUUGGGGUUGAGUGCUUGUGUAAUUUCCGUUGCUAGAUGUGUCUACUUGGGACCGAUUGUGGAGCAGCUGGAUCAGUCUAAUGCAUCUGUCAAUCUCACAAUAUGUUGCCUCCUCGAGGGAACGGUAGCAAUUGUAGCGGCCUGCGUCCCCGCCGCACGACAGUUCUUUGGGGGUUUAUCAAACGAACCCAAAGUCGUACGAAUGACCGGAAAAGUAGUUUCAUCUUUGCGAUCGAUGACCACCUCGGUGUCUUCAGCUUCUAAACGGUCUUCUGUUAUGAUUAGUGGGGGUAGUCAAGUUAGAUCUCAAACUGGGAGAGGAGGGGGGUUUGGAGAGAGGGAUAGUCGGUUAUUGCAAGAACAUUAUGGCCGUAUACUGGGGGCGGAGGAGGAGAUGGAGAUGGAGGGGAACCGGGGGGAAUGGAGGGGGGCAUUGAAUAAGGAGAUAGAUGUUGAAGCUGCUGCAGGUAGAGCAGGCAGUGGGUCUGAGAAAAAUGACGAAAGAAUGGAAUGGAAGACGCAUAAACCUUGGGGCCGACAUUUAUCAAUAUCCCGGUUGAAGUUUAACCACCAAACCUCGCGAUUUAGCCCGACAUCUAGCCCCUCUAGUCCUGAUAUGGAGUUUGGAGCUUGCACGUUAGGAGCGACUUCUCUGCCACCCAGGUCGAUGCCUAUGGUAAAGAUCCAAGAGAGCCGACCGGGCCUACCGAUGAGCACUCCAAGCUUCGAGAGCGGUGGGAGCGGAGUUAAUUCCUCGACAAACUCCUUGGACCUGAGCCAUUGGGAUACCUUAGAUGGAGAUAAUGAGCAUCAUCCGGCAGCGCUAACACCGAGGCCCAGUAGUAGUGGGAGGGUGGGACAGGUGGAUUGGAGGGAGAGUGUGCGGGUUGAUUGA